GUCUCUGUCUCCAAGGGUGGGGGCCAGUGGCAGUUAGGGGAGGAAAGCCAAGACACAGUGAACGCAGGAUAGAUAAUUUUUCUGCAUUUCGCCUGAUUUGUGCUUAGAAAGCUCUGCAACGAAGAUGGAGAUCCGGAGCAUGCACAUUCACACCAGGGUCUCAUCGCGUUUUGCUCGGACCUUUAUAACCACUGUCAUCAAAAACAUAUUUAAUUCCUCCCAAGAAGCCAUUUUUGAAAUGGAGCUGCCAAAAACAGCAUUUAUCACCAACUUCACCAUGAUCAUUGACAAUGUUACGCACGUUGGGAUUGUUAAAGAGAAGGCUGACGCGAAGAAAAAGUAUCAAACAGCUGUAUCCAGGGGGCAGAGCGCUGGCCUGGUCCAAUCUUCUGGACGCAAAAUGGAGAAUUUCAAAAUAUCAGUCAAUGUGGGACCUCUAUCUACAGCAACAUUUAAGUUGGUCUAUGAAGAGUUAUUGAAGCGGCAGCUCGGCAAAUAUGAAUUAUACUUGAGAAUUAGACCCAAACAACUUGUGGAAAACUUUCAGAUCAAUGUGGACAUCAUUGAACCACAAGGAAUCAGCUUCCUGACAGCCACAGGGACAUUUAUGACAAAUGAACUUUCUGAUAUGGUCAGACUAAAUCAGACAGAAACUAAGGCUAAUAUAGAAUUUAAACCAACCCUGCACCAGCAGCGCCGAUGUCCUGAUUGUGUGGAGACCCUUCUGGAUGGGGAUCUCAAGAUAACAUAUGAUGUCAAGAGAGAAGUUUCUGCUGGGAAAGUGCAGAUCGUCAAUGGAUAUUUUGUCCAUUACUUUGCCCCGACCAACCUUAAACGUUUACCGAAAAAUGUGCUGUUUGUCAUCGAUCACAGUGGGUCAAUGUACGGAAACAAAAUCAAACAGACUUAUGAAGCCUUUACAAAGAUACUGGAGGAUAUGCCAAAGGAGGAUUUCAUUGGAAUCCUAAUAUUUGAUGAUAAAGUUGAUAAUUGGAAGAAGACUCUUGUCAGAGCCACCCCGACCAACAUUAAAAAGGCAAAGGCAUUUGUAAAAAAGAUGACGGCAAGAGGAGGGACAGACAUCAAUAAAGCUCUGCUGACUGCAGCAAAAAUGCUCACAAAUGCCACCAUUAAUAAUGUGCUGGCUCCCAUGAGCAUCUCUAUGAUAUUAUUCCUUUCUGAUGGCGAACCCACAUCUGGAAUUACUGAUCACAAGAAGAUAAUAGACAAUGUGAAACGAUCUCUAGAUGGUCAGGCCACAUUGUACUGUUUGGGAUUUGGCAGCGGUGUCGACUUUAACUUUUUGGAGAAAUUAGCCUUAGAAAAUGGAGGACUGGCACGUCGCAUAUAUGAGGACUCAGAUUCUGCUCUGCAGUUACAGGGCUUCUACAAUGAAGUGGCAAACCCGAUGCUUUUGGAUAUUGAGCUGCAGUAUCUGGAUAAUUCAGUGGAUUAUGUGACCAAGAACAGCUUCAAGCAUUAUUACCAGGGCUCUGAAAUUAUCGUGGCUGGCCAUAUAUUGAAUAACAGUGUAGAGACUCUCACAGCGGAAGUCAAAGCCCAAGGCCUUUCUGAGCCGUUCUCUAUGACUGUGGAAGCUCCAGUACAGGAGGAGGACGAGGUGUCCAGGGAGCAGCGUUAUAUAUUCGGAGACUUUACAGAAAGACUGUGGGCUUAUCUGACCAUAGAACAGCUGCUAACCAAACAAAUUGCAGCUGAAGGCGAAGAUAAAGAGAACAUAACAAAGAAAGCUCUGGAUUUAUCUUUGAAAUAUCAUUUUGUGACACCAUUAACAUCGAUGGUAGUGACCCCAUCUGAGGAGAAUGAAUCAGAUAAGCUUGUUGCAAACAAGCCAAAAGAAGAGGGGCUCGAAGAAGCUGAGGAUGUAUUUGAGCGCCUUGAUGCUUCCAAUUCAGAUUUUGCAGAUUCCCACUAUUAUGGACACUACGACUUGGCGUAUGACGGUAUUGCUGAGCCGAUAAUGGCGACAGUUGUAUCGAAAGCAGGAGACCACGACAUGCAGGAAUAUUGGGAUCCUGACAGCAAUAUUGCCAAGUUGUUUACAGCGAGACCGCCAUCUUGUGAGAAAUUUCACAUUGUUUUAGACAAUCUGAAUGGUCCAGACAGAAUCUGUGUCAAAAUUACUGAGGCUCAGAAUGCUACUGUUAACUUGUUUUAUGAUGAAUUUACAGGUGUCACAGUCAACGGUAAACUGAAUGAAGAUGGUAGCAGUUUUGUGAGAUUUGGCUUGGAGAAUAAGAAAAUGCAUCUGAAGGCCAAUGUUAAUACAGACAAUAUUAUUGUAAUACAGGAUGAACAAGUCACUGUUUACAACUGGACGACAGCCAUUGAAAGUCAGUGGAUUCUGAAAACCAGUAGUAGUAAUCAAUUGAUUUUUCCUCUCAAUGUCGGAGCCAAUGCUACAAUUACCCUCAGUGGAAACUCACUGUACCAGUCCUUAUUUAUAGGAAGCCGAUACAUAGCUGUGAAUCACACCGUCGGGAUAAUUGGUCAAAUUAUUAAUACCAAUGUAAGAAUGAACUCAGAUUCCUUCAGCGUGGGCCCGAAGAUCAUCCCUGUUCACAGGGCGACAGGCUGUGAUUUCACACCACAUGGGGAGGAGCGGCGAGGUCACUGUCAGCAUGUCUACCUCAAGCCAGAUAACCUGUUUGGUGGAGCUGGGUACAUUGUAUCGAACAUAUUUACAAUUUCAUAGUAAUAAAGAAAAGAAGAAUCUUAUAAUAAUACAAUGUUGAAAAAAAUCUGUGGCAUGACAUUAAAUACAA
Messenger RNA from Hyla sarda, 2786 nucleotides. Its product is annotated as inter-alpha-trypsin inhibitor heavy chain H3-like. The record is from RefSeq and is a predicted model, not a curated record. The transcript has 26 exons. Lineage: Eukaryota; Metazoa; Chordata; Amphibia; Anura; Hylidae. The coding region runs from base 125 to 2716 and encodes 863 amino acids.